CGCCGACGUUCGCAGCCGCAGCGCGGAGCCACCAUGCGCCUCCCACCAGCCACUGCACGCUCCCUGAACGUCGGCCGCUGGUGAUGUCGUCUUGCCUGGACCGUGGCGUCAGCGAUGAGGUGGGUGGCGUACCCCUGUUGGCGGGCCAGGCAGCCAUCGACUACACGGUGCUGGCUCUGAUGGUGUUGGGAAACUCGUUCAUUGUGGCGUCCGUGUGCCGCUACCGGCGCCACUACCCGGUCCACGGGACGGCCGCUUCGGCGCGCUUUGCCGCCAACCUCGCGCUGGCCGACACGUACGUCGGCGUCGCAACCGGCUACUUCCUCGUCUUCCGCUACUUCUGCUGGGCGCAGGACGUGCUCGGCUCCCGGAGGUUCAGCUGCGUGCUGCGCUUCUUCCUCGUGAGCAGCGCCCACAUGACCUCAGCGUACAGUUUGGGAGCCAUCGCCCUGGAUCGCUAUGUGGCUGUCAUGCAUGCCCUGCAGUACAGGAAGAUAAUGAACCUCAGGCGGUCUGCGACGCUGCUUAUUACCGUGUGGGUGUGCCCAUUGGCUACUUGUUCCCCACUUUUGUAUUGGAACAACUGGACUGAUGGUAUCAUCUGCGAGGUGGAGGCUGUUGUUCCUGUAGAGUUUGUGACGGCUAUAGGCAUGUUGACGCAUGCCAGUAUCAUUAUAACCGUCACCGUUAUUCAUUACCGUGUUCACAGGGAGGCAGUGGCUGUGAAAAAGAGACGGCGCUGCGACGAAUCGCAGCAGGUGAUCUUCACACUACGCUGCCCGGAUGGCAACCACCUUUCUGCUCCGAGAGCCAUAAAUACCAAGUCUGCUCGAAUUGUUCUAUACGUGACGGGGGUGUACCUCUUCUCCUGGGCUCCUUAUACGGUCCUAUAUAUAAUUAAGUCAUGUGGCUAUUCUUCUCCAGAAAUUAAUGUCAUUUAUCGACUCUGCUUAUCGUUUGCUAACAUAAAUUACCUUAUCAACCCAUUUUUGUAUUCGUGGAAUAAUUCUGCCGUCAGAAAAUCAAUCAUUAGUUCUCUUAAAUGUUUAGGUGUGCUGAAUAAACAGAAACGUGACGUAGGUAGUAGAAGUUCUUCAUCACGAAUCAGCAGUGCCGUCCCAAGCGGUCCUUCAGUACACGGCAUAAGAUGAGUGCUUUCUGAUUUAGGCUAUAUGUCACCACAGUUAGAAACUAAAAGUAUUUACUAUUCCUGAGUUAACUAAAUGUGAUUUUUCGGCGAGAAUUAUUUCUGAUGCGUGUAUGACACAAUGAAUAUCACAAAACUGUGGCCGAAUAAGAAAACUGAAAGAGUGCCGAAAUCAAGUUUCCCGAAAAAACGGUGCUUUCUCGAAGACCUUCAGUGUAUAUUGCGUAUAUUGCGGGAGGAGUUUGUCUUUUAAUUAAAUGUUUCUCAUAACUAUAGAACAAUAAAUGUUAUGCAGCAUUUAAAACGUAGACCGAACUUUCUUUUUUAGUAUGAGACAUUGCUGAUACGUUUAAUAUCAAGACGUAUUUCACCGAAUUGCUGUCAUAGAAUGAGUCUGGCGGAAUUGUCGAACUGUAUGUGAUCAGCGAACAUCUAAGGAUAGCAAAUAACUUCAAUAGCGGUGAAUAUCUUGGGAACAGUGAAAGGUUAUUGGCUGAAGAUGAUUAAAUCAUUUGCGUUUCAAUGUAUAAUUUCCUUUUAAUGAGCAGAAAACAGGAAGUCAACUCGCCCCAAUAAUAGUACUUCUUGAAACAGUAUUUUAACAGUAUUAUGAUUUUGUUACAAUUUGAACGCCAUAAUAAAGAAAUAUUUUUAUAUUACUUUUCUAAA
Molecule: messenger RNA, 1816 nt
Organism: Schistocerca piceifrons (Central American locust)
Lineage: Eukaryota; Metazoa; Arthropoda; Insecta; Orthoptera; Acrididae
Product: melanocyte-stimulating hormone receptor-like
Exons: 4
Coding region: 84-1151 (355 amino acids)
Biological process (GO): G protein-coupled receptor signaling pathway
Cellular component (GO): membrane
Molecular function (GO): trace-amine receptor activity
Source: RefSeq, a predicted model, not a curated record